This is a messenger RNA of Boeremia exigua, 1155 nucleotides long. Its product is annotated as NUDIX hydrolase domain-like protein. The record is from RefSeq and is a predicted model, not a curated record. Gene Ontology annotation, cellular component: nucleus. The transcript has a single exon. The coding region runs from base 240 to 890 and encodes 216 amino acids. Gene Ontology annotation, biological process: nucleoside phosphate metabolic process; ribose phosphate metabolic process. Gene Ontology annotation, molecular function: ADP-ribose diphosphatase activity. NCBI's taxonomy places the organism in Eukaryota, Fungi, Ascomycota, Dothideomycetes, Pleosporales, Didymellaceae.
CAAUCAACGUGCAGUAUAUCUGAGUCCUGGCUCCAUUUCUGAAGUACGUGGUGCGAAGUGUGUGUCCUCGGCCGCAGCUUACAGGUCCCAAUCCGGUUACGUCAUCGGCAAUUGCCCUCCCACUACGCCGACUCAUCCCACCACGACUACAUCACGACUUUGCGCGACCAGACCCCUCAUCAACAGCCGCUCACCACACAACCCAAUCCAAAGGCACCGUCAAACCUAAAUCAAGAAGCAUGGCCAGCAAGAGCAAAGCCCGCGUGACCGCUUUCACGGACCUCCCCUCCGCGGACGCCAAAUGGGUCAAGCUGCAGAAAGUCGACUACAUCGACGCGCACGGCGUCUCACGCGUGUGGGAAGUCGCUUCGCGCAAGACCCGCGGCAGCGCGGGCGUCGACGCCGUGGCGAUGGGCAACAUCAUCUUCCACCCCACGAAACCGGCCUCCACGAUCGUGGUCCUGCAGUUCCGACCGCCCGUGGAAGCAACCACCGUGGAGUGGCCCGCCGGCCUGAUCGACGCAAGCGAGACGCCCGAGGAAGCGGCGGUGCGCGAGCUGUAUGAGGAGACGGGGUACCGCGGCAAGGUGGUCAGUACGAGUCCGGCGGUGGCGGCCGAUCCGGGGAUGACGAAUGCGAAUAUGUGUUUGUGCAUGAUGGAGGUUCACUUGAAGGAGGGCGAGCCGGAGCCAGAGCAGCAUUUGGAUGAGGGGGAGGAUAUUCUAAGGGUUAAUGUGCCGCUGGCGGAGUUGUAUGAGAGGCUGGAGGGGUGGGCGAAGGAGGGGUAUGUUAUCGCUGCAAAGCUUUAUCAUUGGGCUGCGGGUGUGCAGUAUGCGAUUGAUCAUCCUGAGCUGUUCAAGAAGAUUGAUCAGCCUGGUGCUCGAGCUUGACUUAGAAGUCCCUUGUGAGUAACGAUCAUAAAGAAUAACAGGACAGUGCAGACAUAUCAAGCUGCAAUUCUACAUAUAUCCUGUCAUCCGCAAGAUCAUUCACGGCAACACAAAGCAGGCAAAAAACAUGUGCAAAGUAAAGGUGCGAAGUUAUCGUUAUAUUCAGUCCGUAGACCUCUAGACAUUAGGCGCAGGAUUAACCUAAGCUCUCCCAUGUACAAAUUCGCGAGCUCUUGUUGAAAACAAUGGUAGUGAGUGAACCAGU